Centruroides sculpturatus (bark scorpion) is the source of this 637-nucleotide messenger RNA. Its product is annotated as zinc finger and BTB domain-containing protein 14-like. The record is from RefSeq and is a predicted model, not a curated record. Gene Ontology annotation, molecular function: chromatin insulator sequence binding. The annotation marks the transcript as partial. Gene Ontology annotation, biological process: regulation of transcription by RNA polymerase II. NCBI's taxonomy places the organism in Eukaryota, Metazoa, Arthropoda, Arachnida, Scorpiones, Buthidae. The transcript has 3 exons. Gene Ontology annotation, cellular component: chromosome.
CUUCCACCGAGAUACAAGAAUUUGGAAAAAUAUAAAUGUCAGUCUUGCACGAAAAGAUGUCAAUCAGAAUACGGUCUAAAAAUUCACAUGAGAAAACACACAGGAGAACGCCCGUUUACGUGUGAGAUUUGCUCGAAAAGAUUUGCAGAUAAAUCAAAUUUAAAAACUCACAAGCUGCGAAAACAUUCAACAGAAAAAUGUACAUCUCAGAUAUUUCGAAGAGAAGAUACGUCACAGCGUAUUCAAACCUCUGAACAGAAUAUUUCACAAUCUGAUAUUCACCUUCCUGAUAAAAUUUCGUCAACAGAAGUAACGCACGAGGAACAUACCAAAGACAAUGACAGAGAAAAAACUUCUCAUUCUUCUGAAACAUUAUACCAAUGUGAUCAGUGUUCCUUUAGUACAAACUGGAAGAAAAAGUGGUUACAACAUAAGCACAGUCAAACUCAUGACGCUUCAUCCACUUCAAUGGAAAUUGAAGAAACAGAAGACCCACAAAUAUUGACAGCAGUUAAACUGAUUAGCAGAAGCAGAUUGGAGACUAAGAAGAAGAAAAAGGAAUUCUUUAAUUUGGAUGAACCAACGACUUCCAAAUAAACUUUAGAAAAAUUUAAAUAAAAAUUUAUCUAUUUUUGCA